GUCGAUCAUAGUGCACGACCAUAAUAGCAUAUUAGGGAAAAGAAACACGAUCAACAAGAUUACAGGAAGUGAGCGAGACGGGACACACUACUAUGAAUCACACUAUACAGCCCGUGGUUUCACCUUUAUUUUUCGCAAAAAAUCGACAGCGUCGCCAAGCCACCGGCAUCCAAAUCGCUUCGGAUACGUACCCAAACAGCUCGCAAUGCCUGCGCCAAUCCCUGAUGAACUGUAAGCUAAUAAAUGAGCAAAAACAAUAACGAAACCCAACCUGAGACGGCGUUGCGGCGUCAGCCAUCUUGAGAGAGCCGAGACAAUAGUUGUGGGUGAGGAGGCGAGGCCAGUGAGGGCGCAAAAGGGGGAGGGGCGAGGAGUAUGUAAUGACAUCGAUAGCUUUUUUUUUUAUUGAAGCCGUUUUCUAACCUUGUGACGUUUUGGGCUCCGGAGUGAUAGUGGUGGCUAUUUUUUUUUGCACGACGCGCGUUGCUGUGCUGGAUGUGCGGUGCUCGGGUCCCGGGAUGUGAUCGUGAGCGUGUCGGCGAACGAAAUUCGUGCGCGGUGCUGCGUGCGGAUCAGCCCUGGGAAAGUGUCGUCGGCGCAUUGGCGCGCCUCGGACGAGGCUUAGCUCCCAGUCGGCGGAGGGCCCCCGCAAAGGAACCCACACCCGAUGAACGUCAGGUGAGCUAGCUUGUGCGAGCGGCCGCCGCUGCGCGCGCCCCGAGGAGUCAUGGAAAAGCUUCACAAGGAGCCCGGGGACUACACCAAGGACUCCUCGUCGUUCACGCUCGAGCUGCAAAAGUUCCACGAAAGCCGCGGGAGCCCGUUCCGUCAUGCGCCCCGGAUAAACGGCCGCGAAGUGGAUCUUUUCGCCCUCUACAACAGCGUGACGGCGAUCGGCGGCUGGCAGAAGGUGAACGACCUACUCAAGUGGGAUUACAUUCUCGACAAACUCAACUUUCCCAAGGCGUGCGCCAAUGCAUCGCUGGCUCUGCGGCAGAUCUACGUCCGGUACCUCAGCGUGUUCGAGAAGGUGCACUUCCUGGGUGAAGAUGCGGAUGAAGAGGCUGACCCCGGCUCGGAGUCUCGCAGUGGCCGCAAGAGCAAUGGUGCUGCGCUGGUCCAGGUGCCCAUGUACUAUAACCGGGCACAGCACGACAUCCCUGAGAGCCAGCGGCUCGUCCUGGGCCUUGCGCCCUGCCCGGGCCCGUCGCCGGAAUACAGCAAGCUCUGCAUGUCCCUCCUGAGCGGCCUGCCCAAUGAGGAGGCGCUUACGCUCAAUGUGUGCACCCUCCUCUCCAACGAGGGGCGGCACAGCCUCAAGAUGGACCGCAUGCCCCGGCUCAUCGACCUCCUGCUGGCACAGGCGGGGCUCUUCCCGGCGGAUGACCCGACACUGCGGCCCAUGAUGCUGGAGAGCUGGCAGGGGGUAGAGGGCCGGCGGAUGGAGCGUUUCUGGGAGGACAAUUUAGACGCCGAGACGAUAGCCUUAUUUAAUAUCGGCAAAGGUAGCAAAGACGAAGAGGAUGAGCUUUUUAACUUAAAUUAUGAAGUAGGAACGCGGAGUAUAGAAGGCCAAAGAGUGUUAAGGAUUGCACUGAUCUUCCACAACCUCUCGUUUGAAGAGCGCAAUGCUGUCAUUUUGGCAAAGAACCGGACAUUCAUCAGGUUUGUCAUGUUGUCGGCCCUGAGUCGUUGGUCUACAUUGCGCCAAGUGGCUCUGGACACGAUAGGCAACCUGGCUUCUAAGUUGGUGCUGUACCCCGCCAUGGAGGAAGACGAGGACGAAGUCUCUUCGCCUGACCACUGCUACGAGGACUUGGCAGGCGAGCGGCAACGCUGGUCCUGCUCGCUACUGCGGCUCACCCGUGAGGGCAUCCAGUCGCAGGACCGCUACCUGGUCGUGCGCUGCCUAGACAUCAUGGCCCGCCUGUGCCGCCAAGAACGCAAUGCGGAGCCCCUGCUGGCAGCGCUGGACACGCCGCUGUGCCGCCGUGUCUUCGAGCUCCUCACCGUGCAUGACCUGAUGCUCCUCAUUUACGCGCUUGAGGCCCUGUACAUGCUCAGCGAGCUGGGCCGCGAUGCCUGUGAACGCAUGCUCCUGGUCCACCGGUCCAUGGGGAUCCUGGUCAGCCUGCUCACCCUGGACCCCCUGGUCUACGGACCGCUUGCGCAGAAGGGCAUGAAGCUCAUCGAGACUGUCGACCCGCUCCUGCCUCCGCCGCAAGUUCCAACGACAGUUAACCCGGCGGUCCCUCCGACCCCACUGCCAAUGUCGGCGCCGUUAACACCUUCCAUGGUGGCCACUGGCAGCAGCGCGGGGCCAGGCAUGCUGGGAACACCGAGUGCACCAGGAGCUGUUUCGGGUGUGACCGGAACGACGGGGCCCGGACCGGGGGUGGGUCCCCCAACAGGUGGGGCCGCUCCGGGCCUAGCAACGACUGCGGCUCCGCAGAGUGACCCGAUGGACACGGAGGCGUUUGCAGGGACGUGGGUGCGUGCCAUGUACGAGCCAGCUCCUCCAGGCUGCUCAGUGGCACGCAACGACAUCUACGCGGAGUAUGUGACGUUUUGCAGCAAGGCGGGGCGGAAGAGUGUCAUCAGUGCAUCAACAUUUGCCAGCUGCGUCAAGGCGGUGUACACACAGACAGGUAUCCGGCGGGUGGACGGUGCGAACGGCGUAGUGAGCUUUCAUCACGACGGCCUCCGCAAGCGGCUCAACCCAUUACCGGUGCCCAUUCAAGUGACCAGCUGCCUCAGCAUCAGCACACAAGCUGCGGCCACGACACUGCGCACACCGCUAGCAAGUGGUGGCACGGCGUCUAGCCACAGCCCGAUCCUGAAGGCUCAGCUGUCAGCACCGCUUCGCGCUCUGACUCCACCAGGGAACCAGGCUUCCCCGCCCCCUUCGCCGGCCCUGGCCACAACUGCACCACCGGUCAUGGGUACUCCUCCAGCGCCGCCACCCGGUGGUGCCCCUGGCGGGUCGAGCAACCUCAUCAAGAGCUUGUUGGCCAACAAGGUGUCCCGCAACCUUCAGCGGCAGCAGCAAAUGCAGCAGCAGCAGGCGACGGUGGUGGCGACAAGUGCGGAUGCAGAGGCGACACCGGUGACAGCCGGGACACCCGUAUUGGCCAACAGCGCCACACCUACCAGAGCACCCGAACCCGUACGACGGGAGGUGAACCCUGCCUCCGCCGUCAGCUCCCAUCAACCGCAACACCAUCAGCAGCAGCCUGUGGUCACAACACAGUCUUUCAGCUUCAUAUCGACCACGGCGGCGGCGGCGGCUGCCGCCUCGACCAUAACCUCAGUUGCACCCACAGCCCAAACCACUCAGCAGGCAACAACCUGUCUUACGUCUGCGCUUCAAGCCAAGCUCCAGCAGCAGCCACAGGCUUUGGUCCCCAAUUCGGUUCAGCCUCAAACUCACGUACAGAGUCCCGGGACCACUUUGCACAUGCGUGUCCAGCCGCACGUGCAGGUACAGGUUCCAACCGUUCACACACAGCCUCAGAUUCAGGUGCAGGUGCAGGUGCCAACCUCAGCAGCUCAGACGCAGCAUGCACAAAUGCAGGUGCAGGUCCCAACUUCGACAGUUCAGCCACAGCAGGCUCAAGUCCACGUGCAAGUCCCAACCUCGGCAGCUCAAACUCCACAUGCGCAAAUCCAAGUCCAAGUUCCAACAUCGGUGGCUCACAUGCUGCACGCACAAGUCCAGGCACAAGCCUCAAGCUCGGCGAUUCAGGCGCAACAGAUGCAGGUACAAAACUCGGUGGUUCAGGCACAGCAGGUACAGGUGCAGGUUCCGGCCUCAGCAGCUCAGGUGCAGCAAGGUCAAAUCCAGGUGCAAGUUCCAGGCACCACUGUCCAGGCUCCGCCACAGGUUGCAACAGGGGCAAACCAGCUCCCACCUUCAUCUGCACCUGUUCAGAUCCAGGUUCCGACAGUGCAGGCACAGCAACGGCAAAUUCAGGUGCAGGUUCCCACGGCCAUGGUUCAAACACAGCCUCACAUUCAGGUGCAGGUUCCCACUUCAGCAAUUCAGUCUCAGCAGGUUCAGGUGCAAGUCCCAACUUCAACCCUUCAGCAGCAGCAGCAGGUUCAGGUGCAAGUUUCGAGUGCAGCACUUCAGCCACAGCAGGUUCAGGUGCAGGUUCCGAAUUCGGCACUCCAGCCACAGCAGGUUCAGAUGCAGGUUGCGACAACACCUGCAGUACAGACACAGUUCCAGCAACAGAUGCAGGUUCACACGGGACCGGUCGUGCAGACUCAAGUUCAGCCACACCAGGUGCAGGUUCAGGUGCCGACCCAAAUCUGCCAGGCGCCGUUGCAGACUCAAGUUCAGACUGCAGCGGGUCCGAUGCUGAUUCAGUCUGCACAGCCAGCCACCAUGGUCCAGGCACCUCCACAGGUUGUGGUAUCCAUGGCGCCAACUGGGCAGGUUCCAGCCUCCAUUUCGGUGCCAGCCGUCUCGGUCCAGACGUCAAUGUCUGUCCAGACGCCUCUUCAAGUCACAUUCUCAACGCCAGUUUCAACACCUCUUCUGGCUUCUGCCAUUGCCUCUGCCCAGAGUUCUGCACCAUCAUCAGUGUCUGCGGUCAGCCUGGCACAGACUUUACCCACGAGCCUGGCCUCGAAUGUGACUUCAAACCUGGCAUCUGGCCUCGCCGCGAAUCAGACUGUGGUGGUUGGAUCCUCUGCGCUGGCGUCGAACCUAAGCACGGGUUCCAACCAGACUGUCGUUAUGGCUCCGAAUUUAGCAUCGAACUUGGGUGGGAGCUCUGCGGUGGUUGUGGGUUCGGCGCUGCCUUCGAAUCCGGUCAUGGCGCAGGGUACGUCUUUGGCUGCAAGCUUGGCUUCGGGUGGUGGCUUGCCACCGGGGGCCACCAUCGUCAUGGUGCCUAACUCGGCCACGGGCAUCACAACAGGGAUGCUUGUUGUACGACCGCAAGGGAAGCUGCCGGCUGGUGCUGUUGGUGCAACUCUUCUGGCAAGGAGCCAAGCCGUAGCCAAUGCCAUCAACGCUGGUGCCAGGGGACCGCUUAUAGUGUCCACCCGACCCAACGGCUUCCAGCGAGACAUCGUCAUGGAGGUAUCGAUGCCUCCUGAGUGCAAGCAAGAACUGCCCCCUUCCACACAGCAGGCAUCUGUGACAAGUGCAGAUCACCCUGUGCACAACCACGUUGGAGAGAAUGGUGCAACCGGCAACUCGACCACCAUGACUACCACAACGACGAUGACGACAGCCCACAAGUGCGUUGCCAUUCUUCCGAGCACAACCUCCGCUUCUGGAACUGCCACAGAAACAAAACCUGUUGAGAGCAUAGUGUACAAGAGCUCGCCGCUCCUCAACGGUCUUCUAGAUAAGGGCAAGAUGCCAUUGGCUAUGGAAUCCGCGACGCUGCAGAAUGGAAGCGCUGAAGACGAGAUGGUGCAGCACACUGAUGGCUCUUCUGCAAUGGUGAUAUCGGAUGAUGGUGGCAUGGCAGUGACCAAUGGGACAGGCACCGUGGAGAAGAUGACAACCUCGUCGGACCUGUCACCGAUCCAGGACAUUGUGGGGUCGGUGGAGAGUGCAUCUAAGGUGAUUUCCCGCACCAGCGUGGAUGCUGCUGUUUCGUCGGCGUUGAAGCGAACGGCAGAGCCAGAUGGCAGCGGCGUAGGUUGUGCAAAGAGGCUCCGGCUGGAAGACUCGAGCGAGGCGACAUUCCAAGUUAGUGACUCAACCGAGAGGCAAGCAUCACCACCCGCAGCUGCAGUGCCUGCCCCUCAGCAACAGCAGCAGUCUGCAAUUGUGGUGGCACGGACAGAGGCGACCUCAGGAGCGCAGCACGUCAUUGUCCAGCAGGGUGUGAUCCAGCAAAGUGUAAUGCAGCACAGUACAACUCAGCAACAAGGUGGUGUGCUUCAGCACACCUGUGCCCACCAAGCCAUGGUGCAAAAGGUGCCUCAACAGCUGCAGACAGCAGCCUCGUCAGCGACGCCGCAGAUGGUGCGGGCGGUCGCAACUACUUCGUCAGCGGUUCCGCAGCCCAACCUGGUGAAACUCUUGAGCACCAUGGACUCCUCAAAAACUGUUACCACAGUGGUGGCGACAAACUCUACGUCAGCAACGAGUGUGAUGUCGACCGUGGCGGCAGGGUCGACUCCAGUGUCCACACAGCCCAUGGAAGUGAAACCCAUUGUGACAGCGUCUAAGACUGUAACAGUUGACGUGGAGAAGAAGUCGACUACGCCGUCCGUAGCUGGUCAUCACCACCUCCACCAUCACCACCACCAUCACAAGGCAGCAAAGUUAGUCUACCAUUGCGAGUGGAAAGGGUGUGAUCGGACAUUCUCAACACCGGGUGCAGUAUUCUACCAUGCCUGCAAGGUGCACAUACCAGAGGCCGACAACGACGUCCACUGUCAGUGGGACUCGUGCGAUGACAUGAAGCGUCGCCGACUCUCGCUGUUCACACACCUCCAGGACCGGCACUGCAAUGAGCAGGUGCUCCAGAUCCAGGCAGUUCGACGGCAGCAGAUCUCGCAGUUUGGCAAGGCCUCCUUACCACCACCUGCCCAGCCACCCCCACACCCCGGUUAUGCGCCUGACGCCGCUUUGCUCGCUAUCCGGAGGCACGCCCUGGCCUACUACAACCACCGCGAUGCCUCAGAUGAAAAGGAGUCUGCGUUGGCCAAGAGCAUACGGCUCACUUCGGCCCUCAUCAUACGGAAUCUCGCUACCCAUUCAUCGCGAGCAAGACGUUACCUGCGGCGGUACGAGCAGCAGCUGUCGACUGUGGCCAUGUCCCCGCUAGAGUCGUCACGGACUAUUGCUCAGUGCUUGCUCGAAAUGUCACGGGUGCCGACGCCGGACUGAAGGAGUUCUAAACGCGAGGUAGAAAACCGAACUCUACAAGCUAUCGCAGCGUCAUGCCACGCCGAAGUGCGCGCGUGCAAUUGCCCCGCUAAUGUGAGACCAGGUGGGUCAUCGUGGCGGGUGAAAAUGUGUGUGUGUGUGUGUGGUGGCAGUGAUGGACCUCGGAUCGGCUGGAACGUUGCGAUCGGCAGCUGUCGGCUCCUGCCCUUUUACAAACUUUCGACCUUGUACAGACAGAGAAGGGGCACGUGAUGCGCGGAACAGUGCCCAGGCGACGCUAGGCCGGAGAGGCGGGAAAAAAAAAAAGUGGACAAUGCCUGUCGAAGAAGUGCAUUCGCGUGAUGGAAAGAGCAAGAGAAACUUCCCUACGUGCCUCGAUCAAGCGACGGUGAAAAAGAGUAGAAGCCUGUCGCGUCUUGUUUUUUUCUUUUUUUUCUUUCUCUCUUCGCUACCCUUCGUCGUGUAAAGCAUUGUGUGGUGGCAGCAGGACACAGUGGCGUCAUAUCAAACUGUGAAACAGGAAAGGAACACUGUCUCUCAUACCAUCUGUCCGAUUUUUCUUUUAUUUGUUAUCAGAACACUUCUCACUUUUUUUUUCUCUUUCUUUUUCCUCACAGAAUUUGGUCUGUUUACAGUUGUGUCAAUCAUGCUUUAUGUACAAGAAAGUGUGAGUGGUCACCGCUUUGUGAGGACAAAAAAAAAUAAGGCUCGCAGCCAUGGGACCGACGGAAGCAGGGAGGGAGCAGGCCCUUUCAGAUGUUGUUGCCUACUUGAGAGUCUCGGGGUGCGUGUGUAUAUUGGAAGGUAUAUUCUUUUCAUGGCUUCGCAAGCGCUUUUCAUGCAAGAGUGGCCUGUCGACUCUUCACUCGGCCCCACUAUGUCUCCCUCGGUGGUCUGGAGCACGGCUUGUGUGGCCGUUUUUAUUUAAGACUUAUUUAUCUACAUGUAAGGGAGGGACAAAAAAAAAAAUGACGUCAUAAUUUCUCAAGCACUGUAUCCUACCAUCUCGUUUGCUCGUCCCGACGUCCUAUGCUGGUUCGACAUUUUAAACCAUUUUGUUUUUUCUUCAUUAAAAGCUGCUUACCCCAUUCUUGAAAGUUGUGUCCAAAGUUUGCUUUGCAGGCUGCUUGGCAUGAUCGUGUUCAGUUUUGCGAGGAUGAUGUUUGGAAUUUUGUAGAAACACUUGAACAUUUUGUUAAUAUGUUUCCAAUUUGAAAGCUGUAACAUAUUCAGAGUCGCAGUUUUUAAAAGUCAUACAGAGAGUAGCAUUGCUGUCAGACAGGGCAAUUACAGUGUUUACUUCUUUUUUUUUAUUUAGAUUGUGCCUGCAUAAUUAAGGACUGAAGAGGGAAAAAAAAUCAAGAUCAACUUUUUCACCCAGCACUUUGUUGUUCAAACCGCAUUAAAUAACUUUUUUUUUUCAGUCUUUCUUCUCCGCAGUUUCUGUCCUCUCUGGGGAAGGAAUAAGAUGUCAUUCCUUUGCCUUGUACGCUUCAUUUCCUUCAUAAUGCACAGAAUUUCUGUUUUGUAUGUGCGGUGCAUUUCCACCUCCCAUUCAACAAUUUUGGAGGAGCCUUCCCAACCCAAAUGGUGGUCCCGCCACUCACAAGUAGAGCCCCGUUCCUCUGCGAGUUCUCAUCGAGCACAUGAAAAACACACAACGCAUUCUCGCCGAAACAAUUGCGUCAUUAUAAAUAUUGUAGCAUAGGAAGGCAGCAGUUUCGUGUGACCGGCUAUGGUUGUUUUUGAUGGGACAGGGAGGGGUUGGGGAGGGGGUUUACUGUAAUGUGGAGCUUGUGUGGUUCACUUGAGGGCGAGUCUGAGCUUUGAAAAGUUGUACUUGGCUCUCCAUGUCUAGAUUAACAUCUACGUUAUUGAGAACUGUCUCCCGGAUUCCACCAAGUGAAGGGCAGUGCCAUCUUUCAGCUGCCAUUGUCACUGAGCUUGCCAAUAACUCUCCUUGUUAAUUCCUGAGCUUAAUUAGGAGCUUAACAGCUACACGGAGGCACCAGAAUCAGAUGGGCUUUGCUGAAGCGGCUUGUCAUCUCUGGAAUCUCAGAUGAGCAUCACUGGCGCACUGUGCAUUCAGGGAUGCUGCUGCCUAGCAAUUUUUUAGGUAUAAAUAAAUUAGUGAAUUGGAGCCCUUAACUCUCCAAAGCACUGAAGUUAGUGGGCUAUUAAUCGAGCAACCCCUUGUCAUGCGAAUUGAGCGUUCAAUAAUGUUACUUGGUGAUUCUCGAGCCAUAAUUUAGUAAUUGGGUAUUUUGGAGAGCUACCUUGAAUGCACUCAAGUUAAAAUUGUUAACCUUUCACGUAGCAAAUUGUUGAGCAUUGUUGGGGAGCAGCGCAAUUGAUAAUGUAGCUUUGAGAUUUCGAGUUUAAUAAUUUGGAAUUUUUAGCAGAUACUUGAAAGCUUCGGUUAUUGGGUCAUUUAUAAGCAACCCUUCGCCUUGCUAAUCAAUGAGGAGCUUUACUGAGGAGCAGUCCAUUCAAUAAGGCUGCUUGACAAUUCCUGAGCUAUUAAAUUCACUAGCAAAACACUUUUAAAAGUUGCUCAGAGGCCCCACAGUUAGAGGAAGGAGCGCUACUCAAGCAGCCACUGUGACCUUGGGCAUCACUCAGGAGUGUUAACAAAGGGCUGUGCAUUUCAAUAAUGCUGCUUGGUCUGAUCCGCGAGCGAUGUUUUCCUAAUUGGGCAUGUUACAAAGCUACUGUGAGGCACCAGAGUUAAAGGAGCGUUGCUUAAGCAACCAUUGAGGCAGGGGAUCACUUGGGUAUGGUGCGUUUAGUAAUGCUACUUGGCGAUUCCUCCGAGCCAUAAUUUUGUAAUCGGCCAUUGUCGGCAUCUGCUCGGUGCAGGAGUAGGAAAAGGUGUUUCCAAGCAACUUGGGAAUUACAGGUGAGCGUUAUUGAUGCGCACAGUGUACUUCAUUUGAAGAGGAGCACUACCAAUUACUUGCUGCAACUGAGCAGGUGUUAAGGUGCGUUCGUGAAUAUGUUGACAAAGGAGUAGCUGCCUUUUUUUUAUUCCUCUUUUUUUUCAUUACAUUUCUCGGCAGCUGUAUAACAUAAAUGAAUCUGUUGCAGCUCUGCUCGAUUCCAUGUACCUCUGCACAACUCUUGCUGCCGAAGAAGAAGUGUUGCGAGAACUUGCACUUUUCUAGUAUUUUUGGUUCUGUUGUAGUGCUCACAAGUGCCCUGUAGGAGCACCUGUCUUUUGUUAUUCCCGUUUGUUCCACGUUGUGUGAGCUUUUGAAUCAUGGGUGCUCUUCUUCAUGCAGCUGUGACACUGGUGUUGUCCUCACCUGCCAGUCUUCUAUUGUUUUUUUACAGCCAGUGCCCUUACCCAAUGACAAAUUCAGGUGCAACUUUGUGAGCUUAGCACUAAGGUGAUGCCUCUUCUGAAGGACUUCAACUGUGCUGUCACUGUAGAAACUGUUUCAUUUUCCGGCAAGCGCUAACCUCUGGUUUGAAAGGAAAAAAAGCCUAGCUGAAUCGGUCAAACGAUGACUUCAGCAUAAAUCCUUUUUUUUUUUUUCGUGAGCGUUUGUAGGACUGGUAUAACUGACUGCCAAAGCCAAGCAAGCAGUCAAUCGGGUCGGUGAACCCUUGUAGUCAGCAUCGCUUUAAGUGCUGCCUUUUUUUAGUUUUUCAGUUCUAUUGUAAAAGAUUCUUAUUAUGUUGAACCUUGGCCAUUGUGUGCUGUACGAUAAUACGGUAACCUUCUGCUGUAGCCUUGUAAGAUGGGUACAGCAGUAGCAUGCAUUUUGCUGAGCAGAAAGGCCUACUGUGUGGCCAGAUGUGUUUCCAUGCGGUAAAAUGGUAUGGUUAAAUUGACUUUGUUCCAAAUGUUCUACCCAGCUACUGUGCAGGCUCUGUCAGCUCCAACUACACCUGAAGUUUGCGUUUUGCUUAGUACUUUAGCCAGUCAUCGCUAUUUUCCUCUCCUUUUCCUACAGAAAUGUUUCCAUAUGCAGUCAAAUUAUUUCAUAUGUUUUCUCUGCUAUUUAUCGCAGAAGUAAUGUAGAACUGAUGCUAAUUGUUGUUGAGAACAGUAUCAAGAUGUCAUAGAAAACAGGAAAUUAAGUAUUAGGCAGCAUGGCGAAGCGCUGCGCAAGCAUUCAAUUUCAAACCCUGCUACCUCUGGUUCAUCGGAAAGCGAAAAUUUUCUCCAGCUUGGCUGUCUUGUGCACUUGCCCAAGUCACUUGACUAUCCCAUUGUGAGUCGCAUCCUUGUGCCUUUUUUUUUUCUUUUUUGUUGAGAAAGACAUGUCCUCUGCAAGGCUACUGUGCUCUUUAUGUCUUAAAUCAUCUGCUCAGAUGCCCACCUGUUGAAGAGAUUCUCCCAGUGCUAAUUACUGAAUGUGCGUCCCAUCCAACACCUUGUGCCCCCAAACCGCGUACCCUUCCCCAUCCCUUGCCCUCGUCACUGACAACUUGUCUGGAUGCACCAAGUUCACAUAAACAUUAUUGCAGUUAAUAUUAUUGUAUUAUGAUUGCUGCGUCUAUUUCUGUAUAUAUAUGCAUACAUGGUGAUGACGAGAAAAAUUUAUACACAGAGUGAAGAGAAAUUGGUUAAUAAAAUGUUUUUUGGCCAUCUCA
Messenger RNA from Dermacentor andersoni, 11464 nucleotides. RefSeq names its product Brahma associated protein 170kD (gene Bap170). Gene Ontology annotation, cellular component: SWI/SNF superfamily-type complex. The record is from RefSeq and is a predicted model, not a curated record. NCBI's taxonomy places the organism in Eukaryota, Metazoa, Arthropoda, Arachnida, Ixodida, Ixodidae. Gene Ontology annotation, molecular function: DNA binding. Gene Ontology annotation, biological process: regulation of DNA-templated transcription.